UGUUGUUACACAUUUAACACAUUGUGUGUGGAUUUCUACAUAAGAGUGUAAAACAUGUGUAAAUAAUGUGUAAAAAGGCUUAACACAGUUGAUGUGUUGGACAGUGAAUCUGAAUUCUGCCCAGCAACAGCGUCAUCCUUUUUUCGCGGUCAUCCAUAUUCGCGCCACAGUGAGUCGCUAAAGAAAACUGUCACAGUCCUCUCCAACGAGAAGGGUUAGGAUGGAGACUCCAAACUCCACGGAAGGGAGACAUGGGCCGCAGGAAUCUGUGAAAGUUCUUGCAACUACUUUUAAGAAUGGAAAUGAAUUGAAAAGAAAAAUUUACAGUGUCCAAAGCACAACAGAGCUUCUGGAAAAAACAAGUGAAUUGGGAUUUGUCCUUGACCGGAUUUUAAAAUUUAACACAGAUUUCCAAGAGUUUACUGAUGUUGACAGUAGUGUGCAGAUAAGUAACCUUGACAGAUUCCAAGUGCACUUUUCAGAAGCAUCCCAUCUUCAAACUGUCCCAAGAGAAGUCUGUCAAACGCAGCCUACACAGGAGCCAGAUCAGCAGGCUGGUCUGAGGCCUCUGCUUGAAAUGAAAGUUCCAGAAAUAUUUGAUGAACUCCAAACUAAGGCCAUUGUUACAGAGAAGACCCGAAUUAAACUCAUUAAAGUUUGCAUCUCUGACUUAGUGGAGAAGCAUGGAUUUUAUCCGUCCACUAUUGAAAAGGUGGUUCUUGCAAAGAACAUCAUCACCAUCUUCCCAUCGCUUAAAGUCCAAAUUGAUGGCAGAGGAGGAGGCUUUGAGCAUUUCUUCGAUCCAGCAUCACACUCUGGGUUUUUGGAGAUGAGACUUCGCAAUAUCCGCCGGAAGCUAGAGGAAGGCCAGCGGCGUUACAGUAGACACAAGAGGUGCCGAGAUGUUGAAGAGAUGUCAAGUUCUGUGCAGGAUGAAGGGGACGGCAGCGAAGUCAGAGAGUUCAUCAAACUGAUGAAAAGGCUGAGGCCUUCUGCAGAAAACAUGUCCUCAAUCAAAUCAGCGAUGCAGAAAACAUUCACCUGGCGCAGAUCGUGGAUAUCCAAACAUUCACCCACCAUGGAGGAAAUCUUGCAAGAGUAUCCACGCUUCUUGGAUAUACCAACACUGCUUGAUACAGAGUUUGGUAAAAUGCAUCAAGGAAAGGGGGACCUGUUCCUAAGGCGGUGGGAGGCCAGCAUCAUGCCGAAGCUGAAAGCUGUUGCCGCCAGGGAGAAGGGUGAUGUUGCAUCUCUUGUUGAAGGAAUGGAAGACCAAACUGAUGAUGAGAAGUGCUACAUUAUGUUGGUCGUCCUUACUCAUCUCCUUCCACCAAUUGCAGCAAGCCGCUGUAGCGUCAAGUCUGCGAUUACACAACUCGUUGAUUUUGUGCCGAUAUAAUGAAUACAACAACGUUCUAUGGGAAGCGACCAGGUGGACUUAAAAUCAGGAUUCCAUCAGCCGAAAGUGAUGACAGCUGUCUCAGUGACAGUGGGGAUAGUGAUGAAGACUACACUCCUACACCAGUUGAUGAAAGCAACGAUGAAAGCAGCGAUGGUGAGAGUACUGACAACAGCAACAAUGAUGAAGACUCCGAAGGAAAUCAUGAUGUACAUCCUACCACCAGUGCUACUGCGGGGAAGAGGGAAAUCAGCUACCACUACAAAAAGACAAAAGGUAGUAUGGAAGACAGUGAAGCAAAAUAAGUCUGCAAAAGACAUUCCAGUUUGGCAAGGUGCUCUUCCAGAUGCUGAUGCAAUCAGACUGCCCAUUCAAUACUUCAGAGACUUUGUUGAUUCUGAUCUUUUGGAUACUAUUGUGGAACAAAGCAAUCUUUAUUGCACACAACAAAAUCCAAAUGGUGCUCUCAAAUUGGAUAAGAAUGAACUGGAGCAGUUUAUUGGCACUGUAGUGUACAUGAGUGUUUUCCAUUUACCAAGGUCAAGAAUGUACUGGUCCAGUGCAUGUCGAGUACCGCAUGUUGCUGAUGUGAUGUCCCGAGACAGAUGGGAAGAAAUAAAACAUUUCCUUCAUUUCAAUGACAACAUGGCACCCAACAACAGUGAUAAACUUUUCAAAGUCAGGCCUCUUAUUGAUUCACUCCUCCCCAAAUUUCAGGCUCUCCCUCAAGACCAAAUGUUAUCGAUUGAUGAACAAAUGGUGCCAUUCAAAGGAAAAUCGAGUCUCAAGCAAUAUAUCCCCAAUAAGCCAUACAAAUGGGGAUACAAGAUCUUUGUGCUUUGUGACACAACAGGCCUGGUGCAUUCAUUUGACAUCUUUACAGGGAAAAUUGAGCCUGUACCAGGACUACCAGACAUUGGGGCAAGUGGAAACAUUGUGCUAAAGCUUGCACAAGUUAUCCAUGGUGCUGUCAAUCAUCUGGUGUACUUUGACAACUGGUUUUCCUCCUUGGAUUUGUUUGUUGCUCUUUCAAACAAUGGGAUACCAGCUCUUGGGACUGUACGGCAGUGUCGCCUGCGAGGGUGCAGUUUCAGUGCAGACGCAGAAAUGAAGAAGAAGGGAAGAGGCACACUUGAAGAGCAACAGGUUGUUGUUGACAAUGUGGAAAUAAGAGCAGUCAAAUGGUUUGACAACAGAGGGGUGAUCGUUGCAAGCACUUUUGCCAGUGCACAGCCUGUUUCCAACAUUGAAAGAUGGGGUAAAAAUCUGAAACAGAAAGUGACUGUGGAAUGCCCAAGUAUCAUCAGCCUGUACACCAAGUUCAUGGGCGGCGUUGAUGCUCUUGAUGCACUGAUUGCAUAUUACCGCAUCCACAUAAGGUCAAAAAAGUACUACCAUAGACUAUUUUUUCACUUUGUGGACAUGGUCAUUGUCAACAGCUGGUUGUUGUAUCGGCGGGAUUGCGAGUCACUGACAGUCCCAAGAAAGAAGCAGAAGGAUUUGCUUGCUUUCAGAACAUCUAUUGCACAGGCACUCUGCAUGCAAGGGAAGGAUCUGUCAAAGAAGAAGAGGGGGCGGCCUUCAAUGGAUGUUGAAAGGGAGCUUGAGAAGAAGAAACAUCAAGGUCCAGCUACGGUUAUGCCAACACAGGAAGUCCGUUCAGAUGGUGUGGGUCACUGGCCAGUGGUUGAAAGUGAGCGACAACGCUGCAAACUCCCACAUUGCAAGGGCCAGACUGUAAUUAAAUGUGCAAAGUGCACCAUUCACCUGUGCCUCAAC
Perca flavescens (yellow perch) is the source of this 3178-nucleotide messenger RNA. RefSeq lists its product as uncharacterized. The transcript has 8 exons. The record is from RefSeq and is a predicted model, not a curated record. NCBI's taxonomy places the organism in Eukaryota, Metazoa, Chordata, Actinopteri, Perciformes, Percidae. Bases 221 to 1399 code for a protein of 392 amino acids.